ACUUGGAAGGUAGGUUCGCUGAUUUCCAAUUGUCUAUGUAGGGACAUGGUACGAGGGAGAUCAGUUUUCUGGUCGCGAGAAUUAUGGAGAGCAGAAGGGGCGAAGUAGGGAAGCCGAUGAUGCUGUUGUUAUGCAGCACCCUGGUAUACUAUCACUGUGCCUGCCGGAAUUCUAUCCUCGUUUCUUUGGUCUCCGAUGUCUUCAUCGUUCUCCUGUGCUCCCUCGCCAUUCUCGGCCUUCUCUUCCGUCAAAUGAACAUAUCGGUCCCAGUCGAUCCACUUGAAUGGCAAGUAACUCAGGACACUGCUAAUAGCAUUGUUGCGUGGUUCGUUAAUGCCAUAGGUGCAGCCGGGUCUGUAUUAAGAGUUGCAGCAACAGGGCAUGACAAGAGACUGUUUCUAAAGGUGAUUUUUUGCCUUUAUGUAUUGUCUGCUUUAGGAAGAUUGGCUCUGGGUGCAACAGUUGCCUAUGCUGGUAUGUCACCUUAAUAUCCACUUUUCUUGUUCCUUCUUUUGAGCUACCACAGUAAUUAAUUUUUUCUUUUUACCUUUUUCUCCUGAAAUAGUGUAAUGAUUUUGAGUUCUAGAUUUUCUCUGCUUUUCUA
This is a messenger RNA of Neltuma alba, 604 nucleotides long. RefSeq names its product reticulon-like protein B22. Lineage: Eukaryota; Viridiplantae; Streptophyta; Magnoliopsida; Fabales; Fabaceae. The record is from RefSeq and is a predicted model, not a curated record. The transcript has 3 exons. The coding region runs from base 84 to 488 and encodes 134 amino acids.